GCAUAAUUUUUUUUUUAUGAUACGUAACAGUUGAAAAUUGCGUAUCAAACUGAAUUGUGAAUUAUUAAAACAUCUGUGUAUUUUAAUUUGAAGCAAAUCAUGUUAUCACCAAACGUGAAAAUAAGUUUAUUUAUAAUUUUUUUAAUUGUCAUUGUAAGUGAAGGAUGGACAUCAUUUUACACAUCUCCAACAAUUUAUUAUAAUAGUAAAAAAUUAAAUAAUACGUGCAAUUCAAAUAUUAAAUUAUUUUUUAAUAAAUUAAGUUCAAAUAAAAAAUUAAUUCCAUAUAGCUAUGAUUAUUUUGAUUUUUGUAAAAUUAAUAAUGAAAAAAAAAAUAAAAAACAAAAUAUUGGUCAAAUAUUAUUAGGUCAAAAAGAUAAAUCAUCAUUUUAUAAUUUCGAAUUUUUAAAAGAUGAUUAUUGUCAUAAAAUAUGUACUAAAAAUUAUAUUGGCAAUGAUAAAAAUUCUGAUAUUAUUAUUGAACGAUUAAAAGAAGGUUUAGCUAUGGAUUAUCAUCAUUAUUGGAUUGUUGAUAAUAUACCAGUAACAUGGUGUUAUAAAUUACCUGAUAGAAAUUAUUGUAACUCUUUAAUUUCCAUGGGUAGUUAUUUGCAAGAUGAGGUUUUAUUAAAUAGUGGGUAUGAUGUUGAUAGAGUAAAUAAAGAUAAUACAUAUUAUCUUUUUAAUCAUGUUGAUUUAACAAUAACAUAUGAAAGUGGAGAAAAAAAAGAAUGGGGUACUGGUUGUGAUGAUAAUUGUGGAAGAAUAAUUGCUGUUGAAGCUGUACCAAGAAGUAUUAAUCAUAGAUCACCUGAUCAUCCUGAUUGUUCAUCAAAAGCACCACCGCUUGAAAUACCAGCUGAUAAAUUAAAGCCAAAUGAAAAAUUAGAUAUCACAUAUACUUAUUCAAUUUAUUUUAAGAAAAAUAAUACAAUCAAGUGGUCAUCACGAUGGAAUUAUAUUCUUAAUUCAAUGCCACAUACAAAUAUACAUUUGUCAAGUAUUAUUUUUUCAUUUUUAAUAUUUAUUAUUUUAACUGGAAGUAUUACAUGGUCAUUUAUAAAUUUUAAAAAUAAUUUUCAUAAAUUUGGGAGAUCGAAAUUUAGUGGAGAAAAUCAAGAAGAACAUUGGUGGAAUUUUUUUUAUUAUGAUAUAUUUAUUUCACCAAAAAAUUUAAUUUUACUAUCAGCAUUACUUGGAUCUGGUGUACAAAUAUUUUUCAUUGUUUUAAUUAUUUUAAUUUUUUCUAAUUUUGGCUUGUUAUCACCAGUUGAUACAGGCUCAUCAUUAUUAACUGUAUUUUUGGUUUUUUAUGUAAUAUUAUGUACUAUUGCUGGAAAUGUAUCAUCAAGAAUUUAUAAACGUUUUGGUGGUAAAAAAAUGUUGAUCAGUCAUUGUUGUCUUAAUACUUUAUUGACACCAGGAUUUGUUUUUAUUUUAUAUUUUUCUAUGAAUUUAAUUCAUUGGAAAUACGAAAGUUCAGCUGCAAUACCAUUAAUGAAAACAAUUAUAAUUUUCAUAUGUUUAUUAGGAUAUUUAUUUAUUAAUAUAUUUUUUACUACUCAUGCUGUUUUUAAAAAAUCGUUAUUGGAAAUGUGGAAUGAUUCAAGUUCUGAAGAUGAUGAUUUGCCAAAUAAUAAUUUAUCAUUUAUUGAUCCAAGUUUACUAUUUAGAAAAGACGCCAUAGAAGAUAAAUUACUAAAGAAAAAUCAAAAUGUUAAAGAUAGUUUUGUUGAAAAAUUGAUAAUAUUUGUUGACAGAAUUAUUGUGACACUUUUUCCUUUUAGUUGUAUACUCAUACAAUCUUUUUUCAUAUUAAAUUCAAUUUGGGCUGAUCAAGUAUACUCUAUGUUUGGAAUUUUAUUUAUAAAUUUUAUAAUUUUUGUUGCAAUAAGUUCUGCAUCAACAAUUUUUUUAUGCUUCUCUGAUAUUCGUAGAAAGCACUACAACUGGAUGUGGAAUAGUUUUUUGACUUCUGGCUUUACAGCAGUUUAUCUUUUUAUUUAUUGCAUUAACUUUUUCUUUACAAAAUUAGAGAUUGAAGAUACAGCAUCAACAAUUUUGUAUUUCGGUUAUACACUCAUCUUGGUAUUUUUGUUCUUCCUACUAACAGGCUCAAUUGGAUUCUUUGCUUGUUUCUGGUUCAUCAGAAAAAUUCACAAUGUUAUUAAGCUUUAAUUUAAAAAUUAAAUUGAAACAAUACUUUAUGAAAAAAAAUUGUAAUCAUUAUUUAUUUUUUAAAUGAUCGUUUAUUAAUAAAUUGUUGAAGUAGCUAAACAUGAGACAAACUUUAUUUACAGCAAUUAAAUAUUUAGAUAUCCUCCACAAUAAUACACUUGAAAAAAAAUCAAUUGCAAAACAAAAAAAAAGUAUUUCAAUAUUUCACACACGCUGAACAUAAUUUAAUUAUGCUAGUAUUUUUUUUUUUUUUUUUAUUUGUACACUCAUCACUAUUUUCAAUAAACAUUUUAUUACUAUUUUCUUUUUAUAUCGUUAAAUUACUAACGAUUAUCUCAAAAUAACAGUGUCAAGUUUUUAAAAUGAACAAAAAUAUACAUAAAAUUAAUAAUUUUUCGUAUAAAUUUUUUAAAUUAAUUAAUAAAUCAAUUAAUUUUAAUUGGAGAAUAUUAAUCUUUUGUUGUUUCAAGAUUUAUGCUGUUUGGUGUAAAUUUAUUUUAAUUUUUAGUGGUUUUUAGCUUUUAUUAAAUUUGAUUACUUUUUUUUCGAUUAAACUAUCGAACAAUAUUAAUUGUUCCAUGCAUUUAUCAUUUGAAUAAUUGUUUUUAAUUUAAAUAUGUUGACAAUGUCCCACGUCGUUGUGUGCUGCUUGCACGGACAACAAUAAUCCGUCCAUAAUCAAUUUAUCCCGAAAACCAGUUGGGAAAUUUCUCAAUAAAUUGAGUGCAGUGAUGACCUGUAAGAAUUAUUUUUUAAUGUGAUGAACAAGAGGAUUGGGAUAUUGGCAUGUUUGAUUUUUUUUCGCGGAAAAGGAAAGACAUGCACAACAGUCCCAGUCAUCUUGCCAUCCAUCAAUAGGACAAUAAUAAAUCAAGAAAAAAAAUAAUAAAUAAAUAAAGAAAUAAUUUUAAAUGAAAUUAUUUAAGUGAUUGGCAAGAAAAAAAAAAUAAAUAAUGACUGAUACUGAUUUUAUUGCACGGAAGAAUUUCUUUUUUUUAAAUUUCGAUUGAAUUGAUUAAACAAAUCGAAAUUUAUACCGGUAAUAAACGAUAUCAAGCUAUAGUUUACAAAAAAAAAUAAACAACUAAAAAAAAAAAAAUAAUAAUACAAUUCACGAAUAAACAAAAAAUAAUUUAAAAAAAAAAAAAAUAUAUAACUGACAAUGGAACAACACGUUUGUCGAAAGCACGUUUUUAAAACUUUCAAUUAUUUGUAAAAUAAAAAAUAGGAAAAAUCUAAUUAUAUAGAAAG
Messenger RNA from Aphidius gifuensis, 3429 nucleotides. RefSeq names its product transmembrane 9 superfamily member 2-like. Bases 100 to 2178 code for a protein of 692 amino acids. Lineage: Eukaryota; Metazoa; Arthropoda; Insecta; Hymenoptera; Braconidae. Gene Ontology annotation, biological process: protein localization to membrane. The transcript has 7 exons. The record is from RefSeq and is a predicted model, not a curated record. Gene Ontology annotation, cellular component: membrane.